UGUCGCCGAAAGAAGAAUAAGCGGGUGCGGGUGUCGCGAAUACGAAAACUCAAAAAACACCGUUCGAUUGGGAUUGUUGCAAUUCUUGGCCUGCUAAUUAAUAAAAAUCGGUUGCAGCACCAGCAGGUGCAAUUGGAGAAAACUAAAAAAAUGCAUAUGUGUAGGUGUGAGAUGGCGAAAAUCAAUAACAAAGCAAAGUAAAUAAAACGCUGGCGAAAAGUGCAUACGAAAGUGGUGUUGGAAGAAACGAAAAGGUGUGUGUGUGUGUGAAACGUUACGCUUCUGGCCAGGCCAAUAAGGAGCUGCUGCAACGACAACGCCGCCGCUAAUGUUUUGACGUGACUUGAAUUUGUUACAAGUUACUUGAAAACUCUGCCGCGCCGCGCCGCGUCUUGUUAUGUUUAAUAUUUUAAUUAAUUUCCAUUCUGGUUCUGGCUGUGGCUCUUCAGCGGCGAAUAAGGUCAAAAUAAAACACGCAAAACACCAUUUCAAUUCUCAGUAUUUCUUUAAACAAUUUUACGCCUGUGUGUGUGCGUACGUGUGAAGCAACAAAAACGCGCGUGAUUCAUAGCUCAAGAUACUGCCGUUGUUUGCCCCCGAGAGAUACUUAGGAGCGGGACCCGGACAGAGGCGACAAAAGUGAGUUUCGUGCAUUGAACCGCCGACAGCGACUUGCUUCCUGGACACAACAACAGCAGCAGCAGCAACAACAACAACGAAACAGCAGCAGCAGCAGCAACAUGGAUAAAUCUAUAUGUGCAAUAGUUGAGUACGAGUAUGCAGCCAAGGAGCCAGAUGAGCUGGAUCUACACAAAGGUGCCAUUAUACAUCGCAUAAAGCAGAUGCCUGGCGGCUGGUGGCAGGGCACACUGAAGGGCACAAGUCUCUCUGGCAUGUUUCCGGAUAAUUUUGUGCGCGUGCUGGAGCCAAACAGCAGCAACAACAGCAACAGCAAUGGCAAUCAUAGCGAUGAUAAUGCAGCAGUGCAGUUUAGGGAGAAAUCAGCAACAUCGAAUCGACGCUGUAAAGUCAUCUACAGUUACACACAAGUCAACGACGAUGAACUAACGCUGGCCGUGGGUGAUGUCAUUGAAUUGCUAGGGGAGGUCGAGGAAGGCUGGUGGCGCGGACGUUUGCGCAGCAAAGUUGGCGUAUUUCCUUCAAAUUUUGUGCAACAUAUCGAGCCAUCGCCUAUUCUGGCCUCCAAGCGGCCGCCGACGAUUGGCGCUACCGUGACGUCAUCAGCGCUAACAGCAAAGGCAGCAAACAUUACAGCAACGACAACGACAACAAAAACAGCAACAGCAGCAGCUUCAACAACUGCAGCCACUGUGGCUACUGCUGCAGCUGCAACACCUGCAACUCUAACAACGAAAACAAGCAUCAAUCGCACUACGGCGGCGUCUACAGAGAACGUUGCUGUGGCAGCUGCGGCAGCGCCCACGUUACCACCAAAGCCGUUGCGUGAUUUUUGCCGUGUGGAGUUUCCCUAUGCGCCGCAGAACGAAGAUGAGCUGGAGCUCAAGGUGGACGACAUUAUUUGUGUCAUCAGCACAGAGCUGCCGGACAAGGGCUGGUGGAAGGGCGAGAUACGCGGCAAAGUGGGCGUGUUUCCCGAUAAUUUCGUCAAACUGCUGCCACACUCUGAAGUCGCGCCCAUUAACGAGCCAUCAACAGGUACGACCCAGCAGCAGCAGCAGCAGCAACAGCAGCGCAAGAUCAGCAACUCUAGCCACAUGACCACAACGAAUGCCAGCAAUAGCAGCAGCACCACCACAACGGUGACGCAGCAGCAGACGCAGCAGCAGCAGAGCAGCGGCUCGACCACCUCAAAGGUUUACAUCAAGAAAACCGGCAGCAGCAGCAACUCGUCGGCGUCGGGGCGCAAGGAGAGCUUUGGUUCGCGCGAUUCACUCAAUGAUAUACUCAGCGAGACAGGAUUGCCAGUGGGCACAGUCGCCGCACAGCGUAAAUCGCUUGAGAACAAGAACUUGGAUCUGAGCAAGCUGCCGGGCAGCAAGAGCAGCAGCACAACCAUAACAACAACAACAAACAGCAGCAGCAGCAGCAGCAGCACUUCAGCAUAUACAGAGCUGCGCAAAAGUCUGGACAAUAUGGAUGAAAAGCUAAAGUCGCCACCACCAGUGGUGAGCAAGAAACCCAGUGUGCCGCUCAAGAAAACGCCAACAGGUGGCGUGCCAGUGCUUGGCGGCAGCGGCUUGAAGAAGAAGAGCACGGAUGGCAAACUCACCAGUGCAGUGUCCCAUGACAUUGCGGACGGCAUGGCGGGCAGCAAACUAUCAGCUGACCAGCUGCCAGAAGCUGGCGCGCCAGGCAAUGUGAUUAUGCGUCGAGCUGCUACAAUUGCUGGCGAGGAUACGGAAUUCGAUCGCGUUGAACGCGCUUCCAUAUUGACAGACAUGCGUGCGGGACGCGUCAAGGCGCCCAAACGUCGUCCACCCUCAGCGGCAAUUAUUGUGCUAGGCGAGAGCAACAACAAUUCGGUUUAUGUUAAUGGCAGCGGCAUGGCCAGCAGCGCCAGUGAACUGAGCGAAGAUGGCGGCGCGGGCAAGCAAGCAAGCAUCUCCUCGGAUGAUAAUUCCACAAGCGAGGAGCCGCAACUAGCCAAGCCCAAGCCUAGAGAGUGGGAAAAGAAAAAGGCGCCGUGGAUGGAGGAGCUGAAGGCAUCGCAAGUGUCACGCAAGAAGACCUCACCUGUAGUGGAGCCACGAAGUGGCGCAGUUACAGUAGCGGAGCGCACCUCCAAGCUAUUCCCAGCGGAGCCAGCAGCAGCCACCAACAGCAGCAGCAGCAGCAACAGUGUUGUUGUUGCUACUACUAAAGUGCAAUCCAGUGCAGUCACUUCCUCCAGCAUUAUGCAGCAGUCCAUGUUCGUCGAGAGCAGCAGCAGCAGCACUAGCCAAAAGAAAGAAUCCAGCAGCAGUAGCAGCACAACAACAACUGUUGUCAACAACGAUGCCAUCAUGUCCAAGAGCAUGUCAGCAACUAAAGCGCCCACAAGCGCCGCUGCGCUCAGCAGUGAUGAAGAGUCACGAGCGGCACGCCCCAACAGCUUAGCGCUACGCAAUCGCAGCGUCUCGCCGCUGGUGCGAACUGCCAACGCCAGCAGCAGCACGCAGCAGCAGCAGCAACAUGAGAAGAGCAACAAUGUAACUGCAAGUGAUAGACCGACAACAACAACAACAACAGCACAGAGCAGCAAUCAUACAGAGAGUGCUGCGGCGCCGCCACGUGUGCAGCAGCUGGAGGGACGUGUGGAUAAACUGGAGGCUCUGGUGCAGGCACAGCAGCGAACCAUUGAGGAACUGGUGCGCACAUUGCGUGAGGAGACGGAGCGCGUUAAGCUGCUACGCGGCGAGUUGGACAAAUAUGCGCACAAACAAACCCAAAGUCGUCGCGGGAAAUUUGAUAAUUGGAUGUUCUAAAGCAACAGCAAAUGUUACUCAGCAAUUAUUUAAUAUAUGCAAUAACUUUAAUGUACAGCUAACUAACUAUUCCAUUUAAUUUUGUGAUAAGCUCUAACCGAUUUAUUAUUUAAAAACAAACGAAGCUAAGCAACAUGCAAUUAAUUCCUCAGCCCAAUUUCAUAC
This is a messenger RNA of Drosophila busckii, 3611 nucleotides long. RefSeq names its product CD2-associated protein (gene cindr). The record is from RefSeq and is a predicted model, not a curated record. The coding region runs from base 741 to 3446 and encodes 901 amino acids. The transcript is spliced from 7 exons. NCBI's taxonomy places the organism in Eukaryota, Metazoa, Arthropoda, Insecta, Diptera, Drosophilidae. Gene Ontology annotation, molecular function: protein binding.